CCAUGUUGAUCCAAAGCUCGUGCGUCCCCUAUAGGAUUCAUUCAGUUCACGAUUGCUAUGGGAUCAUAGUACACCUCGAACCAGCCGACGGGUGGGCUGACGAGGAAAACGGCACACCGAGCUAUGACAGCACACUGGAUGUUGAUGACUUGCCUUCUUCACUGGAGGAUGGCAUGCUGUCUCCAGAGGACAACUUCGACCUUCUUGACGACGUGGUUCCGAAUGCAUUCUUGCCCGGUAUGAAAAAGGGAGCACGUAGUAGAUCAUGCAGUAGGUUUGAAGAAGAGAUGUUCAUGAUGGAGCUCGAUGGGUGAUGGUUCAACACAUGAAUCUGACCCCAUCCAUCCUGUUGAAAGUGUAGAAUACUCAGACAUGUUCGACUUAACGUGAUUGUUGUUACGCGGUGUGUAAAUAUGUAUUAGAUGAGAGAGGUUCAAUUGCAAGAUGAGAAAGGUUCAAAAGGCAUACAGCAUGUAAUGAAGUGAUCAUUGAA
Molecule: messenger RNA, 493 nt
Organism: Guillardia theta CCMP2712
Lineage: Eukaryota; Cryptophyceae; Pyrenomonadales; Geminigeraceae
Exons: 1
Source: RefSeq, a predicted model, not a curated record